Messenger RNA from Cynoglossus semilaevis (tongue sole), 1566 nucleotides. RefSeq names its product 15-hydroxyprostaglandin dehydrogenase (gene hpgd). Gene Ontology annotation, cellular component: cytoplasm. The record is from RefSeq and is a predicted model, not a curated record. The coding region runs from base 316 to 1056 and encodes 246 amino acids. The transcript has 6 exons. Lineage: Eukaryota; Metazoa; Chordata; Actinopteri; Pleuronectiformes; Cynoglossidae. Gene Ontology annotation, molecular function: oxidoreductase activity, acting on the CH-OH group of donors, NAD or NADP as acceptor.
GUCAUCGUUGUCAGCACAGCGACGUCAUCAGAUGACUAUUUGUGCGGCGCUGUUCUCACCGUGCUGCCUGCAGGUCUGUAAAAAAACAUGGCUUCACGACACACACACACACGCAGCAUCACACCAGGGACAUCACGAUGACUGACACACGCAGCUUUCAACACCAGCGUCUGGGGGGGGGUUCUUGGCGGCCGUCCAGACUGUAGCGUAACAUAACAGUCACUGACGCCCCGUGGUGCACAGUGAUGAACGACCUGACGAGUGUCAAGUGCGUGAUUAGAGAAGGCUGGACGUGCACGCUGCCUGUUCAGACUCAUGUCAGGUCUGCUCGUGAUGAAUGGAGGAAAGGAAACGAGACGAUUGGGGGGGAAAAAAAAGGCAGUGCAGCAAGAACUAUUUUUAGCAGGAAUUAGUUUUGUUUUUGUUUUUUUUUUAACAGCUGCAGACGGAGGAUCGGCAGGUUCACACAGCAAGCAAACAGACACAGAUGCCUUUCAGAAAACUGUGGACAAGUUUGGUCACCUGGACAUCGUGAUCAACAACGCCGGCAUCAACAAUGAAAAGAACUGGGAGAAGAUGAUAGAGGUCAACCUGACGUCUGUCAUCAAGGGCACCUAUCUGGCACUGGAGCACAUGAGCAAAGAGCAUGGCAAGCAAGGUGGUACCAUCAUCAACGUGUCCUCCAUGGCAGCCUUCCUCCAUUCUCCUCAUCAGCCCGUCUACACUGCGACCAAACACGGUGUGAUCGGCUUCACUAGAGUUAUGGCAGAUGCUUCCAUUCGGGGCGACUACGGUGUUCGCAUCAACGCCCUGUGUCCGGGCUUCGUGGACACUCCUCUGCUGCAGUCAGUGGAGCUGGAGGACAACAUGGGCAAGUUUGUCAAGUUCAAGGACGACUUCAAACACAGUAUGAACAAGUUUGGAGUUUUACAGCCAUCUUUCAUAGCAGAGGGCAUGAUGCGAUUGGUCACGGACUCCGGUCUAAACGGGGCCGUGAUGAAGAUCACCUGCUCGAAAGGAAUCCACUUUCACACCUACGAACCCAUGUCUGUGUGAGCCUGGACACUGCCUGCAGUGUUCUAGACCUUUUCUGACUGUGGUGGACCACCAGAGACUGAUUCCAGGAGACGUUUCAUUGUCUCCGCAUGGGAGCAUUUCUUGAAAUUUCAUUAUUUAAUUAACAAGCAUGUAAACUUUGUUUAAAACAUAAACACGUAGUCAGGGUCGGCCACAGUAAGAGACAAACAUGGAGUUGUGUGUCAUUCCUGUGAAAUAUGAAAACGUGUGGUUGCAGCUCAACAUAUUUAUAUUUUUUGUGUGUAUUUUUAUUCUCUUUUAAAUUCUUUCUUCUUUUUUUUUUUCUAAUACAUUUGAGGUUUGAAUUACUUUUCCAUCUUCCAAAAAAAGUAACGGGACUUCGGAAAACAUGGUCAGUUGCACAUUUUAACCACUUUGGAAGAAUAUUUUCUGUUACAACUCACAGGACAUUUGAACACAGUGUAGAGACAGACAGCCAUUAUAAUUAAGAGCAACUCAAAAUUGAUAAAUUUACCUAUGACCCUAAAA